AUGAAAACCGCUCCAAAAAAUUCUGAACCGAAUUUGGAAGCGCCUUUAAGAUCACUUGCUAUUUCAAAUCAAUCGGAAGAACAUUUACAAUCUGAAAAAUAUGCCGAAAGUUAUCGAAGUAGCUCUCCUGUAGAACUGUUUUAUGAAGAUCAGCAAAUUCAAAAUUGUUCAUCUUAUGCAGCUAAUAAAUAUCAAUAUCAAGUGCCAUUGCAAACAAAUAAGAGACCCAACAUUUCAAGUAUUCAAUCUAAAGAGUCUGUGUUUCCUCAAUGUUCUAAUAGUUAUAGUGAACAUCUUUCUGACCAUGAAGAUGAGACUUCUGAAAAUGAAUUCUCAGAGGAUAAAAUAUUUUCUUCGCUUAACCAGCACAAUUCGAACCUUUUAAAUAUUCACAAUGCUAAUUAUGUUAACCCUUAUUUAGCGAUUCAACCAAAUAAAGUUUAUAUGACAAUUCCAGCUACAAAUAAUGAACUCUCUUUUCAAGAUGAAGCUCAUCUUCUUCGAUGGUUAUCAACACAGAAAGAUCUAGUCCUAGUUGCAUUGAAUACAAUUUGUUCUUCACUAUCUAUUAUAUCAAACCAGGCUAUUAAAACACAAUCUAAUUGGAAAGAAAUAUCAAAUAAAUUGCGACAGGCAUUUGAAAAUUUUUGUACCACAUAUAAUAAUGAUAUUGCAAAACUGGCAAACCAAUUAAUUCGAAAAAGAAGGCCACUUAAAAAGCAUAUCGACGCACUCGAUUUUGAUGCUUUUAAAAGUCGUCAACCUGAAGUAAAGUCACUUGAAAAUUUUAUUGCUGCAAGUAUCAAAAUACACGUAGAAUUCUUAAUAGCAGAAUCUAAAGAAGAUCCAGAUUAUAAUUCUAUAGUUUUAAAUCGUAUUAAAGAAUUGAAUAAUACUACUACUAAUUUCAAAUUUCCAGCUGCAAGUCAUCUUCAACAUGCUAAUCAACUUGAACUUAAAGAAGAAUGGGGAAGGUUAAAAAAUUAA
Molecule: messenger RNA, 987 nt
Organism: Dentiscutata erythropus
Lineage: Eukaryota; Fungi; Glomeromycota; Glomeromycetes; Diversisporales; Gigasporaceae
Source: the annotation of a GenBank genome assembly